Pogona vitticeps (central bearded dragon) is the source of this 1113-nucleotide messenger RNA. It is a transcript of the gene NUDT21, whose product is annotated as nudix hydrolase 21. NCBI's taxonomy places the organism in Eukaryota, Metazoa, Chordata, Lepidosauria, Squamata, Agamidae. Gene Ontology annotation, molecular function: mRNA binding. Gene Ontology annotation, biological process: mRNA 3'-end processing. Gene Ontology annotation, cellular component: mRNA cleavage factor complex. The record is from RefSeq and is a predicted model, not a curated record.
UUCCCGGAAAUGCGGCCUGCUGUUUCCGGCGCCAGCUUUUGGCGGGUGUGAGGUCGGCGGCGGGCGGCUGGAGGUGUGGGGGACGGAGCUUCGGCGCGGCCGGGGAAUGCUGGUGGUGGCGGGGAGGCCGGUGCCUUGGUGAACCGCGGCCGCCUCCGCCAUGUCCGUGGUGCCGCCCAACCGCUCCCAGACCGGCUGGCCCCGCGGGGUGAACCAGUUCGGGAACAAAUACAUCCAGCAGAGCAAACCCCUGACCCUCGAGCGGACCAUCAACCUGUAUCCACUCACGAAUUAUACUUUUGGGACCAAGGAACCCCUCUAUGAGAAGGAUAGUUCAGUGGCUGCACGGUUCCAGCGCAUGAGAGAAGAAUUUGACAAGAUUGGAAUGAGGCGGACCGUUGAGGGCGUCCUGAUCGUGCACGAACACAGGCUGCCUCACGUAUUGCUCCUGCAGUUGGGCACAACUUUCUUCAAACUGCCAGGUGGUGAGCUUAAUCCAGGAGAAGAUGAAGUGGAAGGCCUCAAACGUUUAAUGACUGAGAUACUGGGUCGUCAAGAUGGAGUGCAACAAGAUUGGGUCAUCGAUGAUUGCAUUGGUAACUGGUGGCGACCGAAUUUUGAGCCUCCCCAGUAUCCGUAUAUUCCCGCUCAUAUUACGAAACCAAAAGAGCACAAGAAGCUCUUUUUGGUUCAGCUUCAAGAAAAAGCUUUGUUUGCAGUCCCCAAAAAUUACAAGUUGGUAGCUGCUCCCUUGUUUGAGCUCUAUGACAACGCGCCAGGUUACGGGCCGAUCAUUUCCAGCCUUCCCCAGCUCUUGAGCAGGUUCAAUUUUAUUUACAACUGAAUUUCCUGAAGUGUGUGUUAGAAGCCGUCUCUGUGAGAACAGCUUUAAAAAGUAGGAGAGGAAACUUGACGCAAGGAAUUGUUUUUUUUUUUAAUGUCUUUUAUCCCUCAAUUUUCCCCUUCCUCAAAACUUUCUACCAUCUGAAUAGAAAAGUGAAUCUUCACUGUUUAGAUAGUGGAAUGAUGAGUGUAAUUGCGUUUUAAUCACCUAUGGUGUAAUAGUUGCCUGAUCUUUUUUUUUUAAAAUAACAUUAAACAAAAUGGACUCCA